AUGCGACACCUAGCAAAGAGGGACUUCCGCACCCUGGUCAACACCAAUGCUGAAGACAAGGCCAAGUUCUUGCUUGGUCUCGCAUACGUACUGCCAGACCACUAUUUCUGCGGGAACUGUUGUCAGCUGCACAUUUUCAACCGCCAUGGCUCCUCACGAAUGCCGUCUCACUGCUGGGAUGAUUCGGUCAACCAUCGGCGCAGUUGUGCGAUCCUUUACGACUUACAACACCAGCACGUUCAACUGGCCUUGAAAUAUAACCGUCUUGGAGGAUUCUAUGACCAUGCAGCUGCGAAGUUUAUGCGAUCUUAUCGACAAUCAUGCUCUGGCGGCCCUUUGGGAUCAAACAUACACUUCUCUGCCACGCCCGAGAUCAAGAAUUUCCGUUUUCUCCUACAUGAAGAAUGGAAACUCCAGGCUAGCCUCACUGCAACUCCCGACUCUACGGAUGUUUACCUCCCUAUCUGCAAUCACAUAGACCUUUGGGGCCAUAAGCCGCCCGUUCAUUCCACUACCGAGAUCUUGGGUACAGUAUGGGCUUUGGUACGCCAUGCAACGCCGUUUAAGGAUAGUGAAGCGGAAAGAAGUUACGCACCUCGUGGUUCUUGUAAAACAUGCUCGACGAGUUACGAGUUCAGUGUCUCCAGGGCAAACGGGGUUGUAGUAAAGACAACCCACGACUACGGUAUGUUCAAUUCCCUGGAUGAGUGGAAGAGACGCAGUCGGAAAAAUCGCAUAGUUUGGGCAACAAGCAAGUUGGACUUUGGUUUCGUCGAAACCGAUUCGGGAGAGUUUGAGGAGGCGAUUUUUGAAGAAUGA
Fusarium subglutinans is the source of this 819-nucleotide messenger RNA. RefSeq lists its product as uncharacterized. The transcript has a single exon. Lineage: Eukaryota; Fungi; Ascomycota; Sordariomycetes; Hypocreales; Nectriaceae. The record is from RefSeq and is a predicted model, not a curated record. The coding region runs from base 1 to 819 and encodes 272 amino acids.